AUGCUCCGAUGCCAAACCCCUUCUGGAACGUCAAACCCUGAGCCAAAGCCUGAGCCUUCUCCAACGCAAAACCCUGAAUCAAACUCUGAGCCUUCCCCAACGCCAAACCCUGAGCCUUCUCCAACGCCAAAGCCUGAGCCUUCUCCAACGCCAAACCCUGAGCCAAACCCUGAGCCUUCUCCAACGCCAAACCCUGAGCCUUCUCCAACGCCAAACCCUGAUCCACAGCUUGAGCCCUCUCCAAGGCCAAAGCCUGAGCCAAACCCUGAGCCUUCUCCAUCACAAAACCCUGAGCCAAAGGCUGAGCCUUCUGCAACGCCAAAGCCUGAGCCAAAUCCUGAGCCUUCUCCAACGCCAAACCCUGAGCCUUCUCCAACGCCAAAGCCUGAGCCAAACCCUGAGCCUUCUCCAACGCCAAACCCUGAGCCAAACCCUGAGCCUUCUCCAACGCCAAAGCCUGAGCCUUCUACAAUGCCAAACCCUGAGCCAAACCCUGAGCCUUCUCCAACGCCAAAGCCUGAGCCAAACCCUGAGCCUUCUCCAACGCCAAAGCCUGAGCCUUCUACAAUGCCAAACCCUGAGCCAAAGCCUGAGCCUUCUCCAACGCCAAAGCCUGAGCCAAACCCUGAGCCUUCUCCAACGCCAAACCCUGAGCCUUCUCCAAGGCCAAACCCUGAGCCAAACCCUGAGCCUUCUCCAAGGCCAAACCCUGAGCCAAAGCCUGAGCCUUCUCCAACGCCUGAGCCUUCUCCAACGCCAAACCCUGAGCCAAACCCUGAGCCUUCUCCAACGCCAAAUCCUGAGCCUUCUCCAACGCCAAACCCUGAGCCAAACCCUGAGCCUUGUCGAACGCCAAAACCUCAUCCAAACCCUGAGCCUUCUCCAACGCCAAACCCUGAGGCAAAGCCUGAGCCUUCUCCAACGCCAAAGCCUGAGCCUCCUCCAACGGCAAACCCUGAGCCAAACCCUGAGCCUUCUCCAACGCCAAACCCUGAGCCAAACCCUGAGCCAUCUCCAACGCCAAACCCUGAGCCUUCUCCAACGCCAAAGCCUGAGCCAAAGCCUGAGCCUUCUCCAAGGGCAAACCCUGAGCCUUCUCCAACGCCAAACCCUGAGCCAAACCCUGAGCCUUCUCCAACGCCAAACCCUGAGCCUUCUCCAAUGCCAAAACCUGAGCCAAAGCCUGAGCCUUCUCCAACGCCAAAGCCUGAGCCAAAGCCUGAGCCUUCUCCGACGCCAAACCCUGAGCCUUCUCCAAUGCCAAACCCUGAGCCAAACCCUGAGCCUUCUCCAAGACCAAACCCUGAGCCAAAGCCUGAGCCUUCUCCAACGCCAAACCCUGAGCCAAAGCCUGAGCCUUCUCCAACGCCAAACCCUGAGCCAAAGCCUGAGCCUUCUCCAACGCCAAACCCUGAGCCUUCUCCAACGCCAAACCCUGAGCCAAACCCUGAGCCUUCUCCAAGGGCAAACCCUGAGCCUUCUCCAACGCCAAACCCUGAGCCAAACCCUGAGCCUUCUCCAAGGCCAGAGCCUGAGCCAAACCCUGAGCAUUCUCCAACGCCAAACCCUGAGCCAAACCCUGAGCCUUCUCCAACGCCAAAGCCUGAGCCUUCUCCAACGCCAAAGCCUGAGCCAAAGCCUGAGCCUUCUCCAAGGGCAAACCCUGAGCCUUCUCCAACGCCAAACCCUGAGCCAAACCCUGAGCCUUCUCCAAUGCCAAACCCUGAGCCAAACCCUGAGCCUUCUCCAACGCCAAAGCCUGAGCCUUCUCCAACGCCAAAGCCUGAGCCAAAGCCU
This is a messenger RNA of Dromaius novaehollandiae (emu), 1797 nucleotides long. Its product is annotated as cell surface glycoprotein 1-like. The transcript has 3 exons. The record is from RefSeq and is a predicted model, not a curated record. NCBI's taxonomy places the organism in Eukaryota, Metazoa, Chordata, Aves, Casuariiformes, Dromaiidae. The annotation marks the transcript as partial.